Acomys russatus (golden spiny mouse) is the source of this 1338-nucleotide messenger RNA. It is a transcript of the gene Proca1, whose product is annotated as protein interacting with cyclin A1. The record is from RefSeq and is a predicted model, not a curated record. Gene Ontology annotation, molecular function: A2-type glycerophospholipase activity. Gene Ontology annotation, biological process: arachidonate secretion; phospholipid metabolic process. Lineage: Eukaryota; Metazoa; Chordata; Mammalia; Rodentia; Muridae.
GGCAAGCAUGAGGCGGCUCUAGGGGCUGGACUGGAGUCUACAGCUGGGCGGAGGGCUCCACCCAGCUGAGGUUCAACGUUGAACUCUGCGAGGUAGAGUCCUGUGGAAGAACUGGACUGACGGCGAUGUGGGUCAGGACGACACUAACGAUUAAAAGAUGGACUGAGGAAAAGAGCGGCUACAGAACUGAAAUUUGGGACGAGAGCGAGAUCACAGAUAUAAGCAGGUUGCCCAGCUGGAAGAGAGGAGGAAGUAUGGAGUCCAUCAGCGAUGUGUCUUCCUUCUCUGAAGGUGAGUGCAAGGAGACUGACAGAUGGUGCUGGGCACACCAGCAGUGUGCUGGGCAUAUCAUCCAUCCCUUCUCGGACUGUGGCCAUCACAACCUGCACAUGUAUGCUGCCAACCACUGCGACUGUGAAUCUAGGCUGAAGAACUGCUCAGAGAAGACAAAUAGUAGCAACUCCCAAGAUGUAGGCCCAACCUGCUCCAGAGGGGGCUCAGCCUGCUUCAACAUCAUCCAUGCCCCUUGCUUUGAACUCAUCCCAGAGGACGAGUGUGUGGAGCAGAUCUGGUAUAGCUGGUACAAAAGCUACAGGCCCAUCUCUGUGGCCAUCAUCCAUCAUCCCAUGCACCACAAGUGUUGGACAGAUGACCUAAAUGAGGAUGAGGGUGAUGAUGAGCAAGAGAGCCCGUCUCCCAUUCCAACUCAGCGGAGUCCCCCUGCCAUCCCUACUGAGCCAGACACUGAGUCAGCACCCAUCACCAUCUGGCGUUCUGAGAGCCCCGUAGACAAGAGUCAAGAGGACAAGGCCACCAAGAUAAAGAAGAAAAAGGAGGAGAAAGAGAAAGACGAGGAUGAGGUGGUGGAUGAAAAGGCAAAGGUGAAGAAAAAAGCCAAGCACUGCGGCAAGCUAACGAAGAAGAAAAGCCCAGUGAAGUCAGAGGCUUCCCCUCCAGACGUAAGCCGGUCACUGAGCCCAAGAGAACUAGUCAGGACAUCAGGGUCCAGCCCAGAAAGCCGGGAAGAGCUGGAGAGUGAAGGCAGUUACGCACGGGGCAAAGAGAGGCCCUCCAGUGGACAGAUUGUAGAGUCAUCAUCACCCAGGAAGAGAGAGAAGAGCACUGCCCAGGCCAAAAAGAAUGGGAUAAAGACCUUACAAACACGGAAAACGACCAAGAGAAAAUGUCCCCCAGUGCCCAACCCCAAUCUCAGUUGAGGCCUGGGCAACCAGAGUAAAUAAAUCAAGCCUGUAACUGACCCCUACUGCUAUUCUCUCUCCCUCCAACAGGGCCUCCUCUUGGGGGAGGUGGCUAGCUCUGGGCCUGCUACAGCCAAGG